GGAGUUGGCAAUGCCAGACUGUAGUGGGAAGCUCCAGUUUUGGGGGGAUUCUUCCCUCUUGAGUCACUCAAGCUCUUCUCACCUGCAAGUUGUCCUCUACACUGGCAGGUCAUUUUCCAACACAGGAGACUGGCAUUAUUCAGAGCAAAGUGUCGUUCCUGCCACAAAGGCACCGUGAACACCUUGCUGUCCUGGCUUGAGUCAGAGUGGUGUCCAGCUGCUCUUCUGGGGAAUCCUGAGCUCUUUAUGAAGUCUUCUGGGACAGGGAGGUGACAGGAGCUAUCACUAUUAUCAGGAAGUGAUAGUGUUCUCCUGUUCCGUGUUUCACCAGAUGCCUGGGAGAUGUGAGCCUGGAAGAAGAUCUGAAGAUAAAAUCCUAGUCUUUACCCAUAUUUGAAAGAUGGAGCUUCAGCGUUCUCAGAAAGGCCUGGACUGCCCGGAACUUGGUCUGUGACCUCAGGGAAAUCACUUAACCUGCACUGCCUUUUACAGUGGAAGCUGGGAGGCCAGCAGCCAGCCCCAGGAUCACAGCAUUAGGGGAGCUAAGGAACACAGCGGGCUUAGCCCAGGCCUGGCAUCCUGAGAGCAUACAGUGGACUGCCGUGGCUGUUGCCAUUGCCCCUGUGCCAUUGCUGGUGGCCCAGCAGCUCUGAUCUUACUUGGUCGUGUGGAUUUUCCUCUGAAUGGACCAACUGGUAUUGGCUUUGUGAAGUACAACCAUACUCGUUACCUGACAAGAGCAAAUGCAAUGCAAAAUAAUAAUUUUAAAAAAGCAAGUGAAUAGCCAACAGGCUGUAGGGAGAAGCUGGUUCUUGGUGGGCUUGAACAAGGAAGGUCCCUUGGGGAUGUGUUGCAUGUCACCACUGAAAAAGAGCGAACAGAGAGGAGGUGGACAGGAGUGUCAGUGAUGUCCUGGAGUGCUCCUUCAGGAGAGAUGAAAGAAGGAUAUUUGCCUCUGGCUUAACUCUGGGACUGGAGUAAAGAACCAGCAGGAGAACAAGGACUUGCCUGAACCUCCCAGGCUCAGUGUCCAGCUUGGACCCUGUGUCUCCCCUUUCCUUUCAUUCAUGUCUCUUUCCUACAUCUUCGCUGUCAGACUGGACUGGCAGCCACACAGCCUGUCUCAAGUGCCUUGAAAUGUGUUGAAUGGAUGUGGCACAGUCCUUGGCAGAGUGACAGUACUCCAUAGGAAUUUGUUUGUUCCCUUGGUGUGGAAAAUGGCAGGCAAUGAGCAAUGACGUAAUGACUAAUAACCUAAGAUGCUAUUUAUUACUGGGUAAAGGAAUGCUGGUGUUACAUUUGCAUACACACUCCCAAACUGAUUCUUCAAAAUAAGGACCAGACCUGGCCCCUCCACAUGAGAGAUCCUGAAGGGAGAAGACAAGCCGAGCUCCAGGAACCAUAGCGCGUGAGGAUCUCUGGCGCAGGUCCUGCUUUUCAUCCCAGGCUCCUGUUGAGUCAUUUCAUUGUGUUAAAAAUGUCAUUUUUGAAGGACUCAGGUGUGAAAAUGGAGUCUGAAGACCAGGAAAGAGAUGAGCCCCGGUGCUGCUCAGAAGACUUUACCGGAAGCCCCCCGGAGCCAAACAUGAGCCUCCCCACAAUGAGCUCUCCCUAUUCAUUGAAUAAACCUCAUACUGGGGAGGUCUCCGACUUGAAUCAGCAGGUGUGGAUCCUUCAGGGUCAGACCAUUGUGACAGUUCCACGGAGUAACAGUGUAACCCCAGUCACUGUCACUGUUGUCCCAUGCAAGUAUCCAGAGUUGCUUGAGCAAGGAAGAGGAGUUCCCAUUUAUUUGGGAAUAGAGAAUCCAGAUAUGUGUCUGUCUUGUGAGAACAUUGAAGGGCAGCCCACGUUGCAACUGAAGGAGGAGGAGAUACUGAAUCUGUACAACGAAGUCGAGCCCGUGGAGCCCUUCCUCUUUUACCACUCAAAGAAUGGCAGGACCUCCACCUUCGAGUCUGUGGCCUUCCCUGGCUGGUUCAUUGCCUCCUCUGACAGAGGCCACCCCAUCUUCCUCACUUCGCACCAGGGGGGAGUGUACAAUGUUAACUUCAAUUUAAAUAUCAACGCUUGAACUCAGGCUGGAGGGGGCAGCUUGGUCAGAGGUCUUUAUGUUAAAUUUUCGAGUUCCCAGUGUGAUUUCCUCUAUAUUAUCUCAGUGUCAUUUCACAUCAGUGCUGAGAGGUGGGCAGGAACCUGUUAUCACCGCACUUUAUGAAUGACUUCAUGGCAACUGAGGCAUAGAAUGUGGGCUUAGACAUAGGAGGGAAAGGUGAUGUAAGGUUCUCUCAGGCUGAAGCUGUUCAUCCCACAGCCAUCCCCCAGUAAGAGUAUGAGUAUGUCAGAACCCAAAGACAUUAGGGCAUUCCCUGGGGGUGGAUAUGGAGAAGGCUCAGAGCUCAUGAAUCUUACCCAAGAUCGGGUGACUAGUGUGGAACUGAUUGUUUUUGUUUUGCUUUGUUUUCUUUCCUAUUUGGAUUACAUAUUCCAUAUAGUUUGUAUGUUGCCAGUAUGUCUCAAGUUGCAUAAUGUAUCCUUUUAAAAGAACUUUUAAAGAUAAAUAAUUCUUAAUAACAGAAGAAUUUUGUUUUUUCCUAAUUCUAAUAUGUAAACAUAAGGCCAAAUAUAAACUUCAUGUGUUUACACAAUAAGAAAGCUAAAACUAAGAUAUAAAAUGAAAUAGCAAACAUAGUAAACUGAAAUUAGCAAGAGUAAUUGAAUGAGGAUAGCUCUGUGGGUGAGCCUGGGACCUGGGCUUAGCUGGGGGGAGGAGGGCCCCUGUCGCUGCUGAUAGGCUGGGGAGGAGAUAAUGCAUGUAAAAGAGAACUAUUAUUUCACUACUUUCUGUACAGUCUCACAGCCUUGAUUUCUUUGCCUCUUCUAGACUUUUCCUUUUAGGCAUACUCACCAUCCACAUAAUCCCUUUAAAAACUGCAGGAAAGUCCCUUUCUUUGGAACAGAGAGCCUAGCGUUUUCACCAGCCAUGCUUCAGAUGAUGUAUUCUGAUGAAAUUAAAUCACUGAUUGUGAAUAUAACUGUAGAAAGAUGUAGCUCAGAUCUGGUUCUGCAUAUAAUACAUUUCUUAUUUUCACUCUGAUAUUACAAAUGCAGAAAAUUCUAUUUGCUUAAAUACAAUUUCCAAAAUAGCAUAGCACCAGUAAAUUAAAUUUUUUUUUUCUACUUUUGGACCAUCAGACCACAUACUCUACUAGCCAGGCCAGUAAGCAAUCAGUAAGCACCGAUUUAAUGCAAGGUCUCUUGAUUCUUUAAAAUUUUCUUCUUCAAUUACGUAUAGUUUUAGCAUUGUAGUUUUAUAAAAAACAUUAAAAUGGGCACUGAGCUAAUUCUGGGAUAUUAAAUAGAAGACUUGGUUAUUGAAUAUUUAUGACUAUCCUCACUGCUAAUAAAUGGUGGCAGUGUCUUACAUCUGCCAAUUACAUU
This is a messenger RNA of Callorhinus ursinus (northern fur seal), 3441 nucleotides long. It is a transcript of the gene IL36G, whose product is annotated as interleukin 36 gamma. Lineage: Eukaryota; Metazoa; Chordata; Mammalia; Carnivora; Otariidae. The record is from RefSeq and is a predicted model, not a curated record. Gene Ontology annotation, biological process: positive regulation of gene expression; cellular response to lipopolysaccharide; inflammatory response to antigenic stimulus. Gene Ontology annotation, molecular function: cytokine activity.